UUCAACUCCAAUCCAAAGCCUUUUUAUAUAAAUAACCCCCUUUCUGUGAUAUGUUUUCAUCAUCAACAACAAGCAUUAUCUUUUCAGACACCAAAUUGUUCUAAAUUUCUUAUUUCCAACCUCUCAAGAAGAAAAAAAAUAGAAAGAAUGACAAUGCUCAGUGCGAAGAAACUCAUCAAGAUGGCCAGGAGAUGGCAGAAGUUUGCAGCCAAGCAGAGGAAGAGGAUUUCAUUUCCAAGAAAUGACAGUAAUGCAGACGGUUGCAGUACAUCCUCAUCCUCUAUAGUUGAAAAGGGUCAUUUUGUAGUCUAUACAAUUGAUCAAAGGAGCUAUGCAUUUCCCUUGACUUACCUUGAAAAUGAGGUCAUUACGCAACUUUUAAGCAUGUCCGAAGAAGAGUUUGGUCUGCCAAGUAGUGGCCCUAUUACAUUACCCUGUGAUUCAGCCUUCAUGGACUACAUCAUUUCGCUAAUCAAGACAGGCGUAGCUGCUGGUGAUCUUCACAAAGCAUUGCUUCGCUCAAUUCCUUCAUGUUGCGUUGCUACUUCUUUUUGUCAACAAGAAAGUAGAAAUCAACAGAUUCUUGUUUAUUGAGUCGUGACGUCAUGUUUUAUAAAUGUUAGCUCAAAUAGAUUGUAUAGAAGGUGAAAAUA
Molecule: messenger RNA, 653 nt
Organism: Solanum tuberosum (potato)
Lineage: Eukaryota; Viridiplantae; Streptophyta; Magnoliopsida; Solanales; Solanaceae
Product: auxin-responsive protein SAUR68-like
Exons: 1
Coding region: 148-594 (148 amino acids)
Biological process (GO): response to auxin
Source: RefSeq, a predicted model, not a curated record